Molecule: messenger RNA, 2343 nt
Organism: Syngnathus typhle (broad-nosed pipefish)
Lineage: Eukaryota; Metazoa; Chordata; Actinopteri; Syngnathiformes; Syngnathidae
Gene: khdrbs2
Product: KH domain containing, RNA binding, signal transduction associated 2
Exons: 9
Coding region: 200-1318 (372 amino acids)
Biological process (GO): regulation of alternative mRNA splicing, via spliceosome
Cellular component (GO): nucleus
Molecular function (GO): poly(A) binding; mRNA binding
Source: RefSeq, a predicted model, not a curated record
GAGGGGCGGGGAGCAGCGUCCAGUGUGCACCCAGUGAGCGUAAGCUUGUGGUGUGGAGCUGGAGAGGAGAGGCAAGAGUGGAAGAGAUGGGCUCACUUCUAUGAAUCACAACCUGCAGGCAAGCAUCCCGGACACCUUGGAGGACAAAAUAAUUUGAGGUUUUUUUUCCCCCUUUUUUUUUAAAGGGAGGAAUCUGCUCAUGUUUGAGUCUGCAGCUGCCAACACCAGCAACGAGGAGCGAGAUCGUGCGACCUGCUGUGUGCAAAUCUGCACUGAUAGAAUGCAUCAGAAUAAUUACGUACCUGAACUUGUAGCUGAGAAAAACACUUUGGAACCUCAGUUUGGGCAUGCUCUGCGCCUGCUUGCAGAAGAAAUUGAAAAGCACGAAGGUGAUGAACUGCAAAAAGAUGGUAUCAUGAAGAAAUACCUUGAUAUUAUCAGCAAUAAAAACAUAAAGCUGUCGGAAAGAGUUCUCAUCCCAGUGCAGCAGUAUCCAAAGUUUAAUUUUGUCGGAAAGCUACUGGGGCCUCGGGGAAAUUCCAUGAAAAGGCUACAAGAAGAAACCGGAGUCAAGAUGUCCAUCCUCGGAAAAGGGUCCAUGAGGGAUAAAGCAAAGGAAGAAGAAUUAAGGAACAGUGGCGAGGCCAAAUACGCACAUCUGAGUCACGAUCUUCAUGUUUUAAUUGAAGUCUUUGCUCCACCGGGUGAAGCCUAUUCCCGCAUGAGCCACGCUUUGGAGGAGAUUAAAAAAUUCCUUGUUCCAGACUACAAUGACGAGAUCAGACAGGAGCAACUACGAGAGCUAUCACUAUUAAACGGUUCUGAUGAGUCCAACAGAGGCAGAAAUGCACAAGGAAGGAGCAUUAGGACAACCACCACAGUAUCCACCAGGGCCCGCAGGAACACAGGAAGGAGCACAGUAACACCUCGGGGGACGGCUGCCGCGACACACAGCAAGCCCACUGCAUCUGUUUUAACGAGGGAAGCUCAAACUCCGAGAGCCAGGGGAGCGGCAGUAACAGCAAUUGGAGGGUACCGACCUCCACUGUUAGCCGGCACACAUGACUCAUACGACGACUAUGGUUACGAUGAUGGAUAUGGCGGAGAAUAUGAUGAUGACAGCUACGAUGCCUAUGACGAAAACUACAGCAAUCACUCGAAGAGCAUCUCCGAAUAUUACGAAUAUGGGCAAGGAACAAAUGAUGACUCCUACAACAACUAUGAAGAGGAGUGGCCCACUUCCCGUCCCAGUCUCAAAGCUCCACUUCUACAGCCGACAAGAGGUGGAUACAGAAAACAUCCCUAUAGUCGAUACUGAAGGUGCUCCACACGGGACCUACAAUCUAUUAAAUUGUUUCUAUUUCAAACCAUGUUUGCCCAUUCCAGAUAACGACUUAAAGCAGUGGCUAUUCAAAACAAGAUGCAACAGACAAAAAUACUUUAGCAAUAUGUCAAAGGCAAUUCAGCUCACACAGUGAGUCUGGGGAGAACAGAUCGCUGCAUAAAUUAAAUUGGGAAAAUCAGUGUGUUAAAGAAACCAGGUGUAAUUAUUAUUAUCGAAAUUGAUCUCUGAUAAGUAUCGGUGUGCGUUGAUGAAUUGUUCUGGUGUCAAAACCCGCUGUGAUCAUUAAAAAAAAAAGAAAAAACAAUGGUUUUAAUUUGUUACUGAAAUGACUUAUCGGAAACACUUUGGAAAUUCCCUUCUGCCAAGCAGAUACAUUUGUUUUAUUGAUUGCAUUCCAAUAAGUGGAGAAAAAUCUUUGUACACAAAUGUAAAUGAAAAAAAAAAAUCAGAUUUCGUUUUUUACUAUUUAUUUGUGUUUUUUUAUUUAUUUAUUGCCUCUAAUCCCAUGAUAAUCAAGCACCAGAUGUUACAGUAGUUUUCCCCUGGUGGUGAGCAAUUUUGUGACUUGCCAAUAAAUCCAAACGGUUAAAAUCCACCCUCACUCCCCAUGAAAAAUGAAUAAUAUGACUUUUCAGCUCCACUUUUGGUUUGAAACUAUAGCCACAAUUUUGUCAUUGCAGGUUUGUGAUCACUGUAUAGCUUGAAAGUAAAUGCAUGGUUUGCCCAAAACAACAGGAAAGAGAAAGUACUAAAUCAAAGAAAACAUUCUAAAUGACCGCAGUGUUUCCCUUUACAUGAUGAUAUUGUGUUAAAAAGGUCUAAUUAGGUCUAAUCACAUCUUUUUUUAUUUACCACCGUUUUUCUCUGUCGUUGAAACAAGCAAUGUACAGUGUUUACUUUAUAAUUAGUGCUUUUAUUCUGUGUGUCCAAUCUGUCUUUGUACAUAAAGUAUUUAAUAAAAAUAAACAUAAACCAUGUGUAAGAUUCUCUAAAUACAA